This is a messenger RNA of Drosophila ananassae, 1365 nucleotides long. RefSeq lists its product as uncharacterized. The transcript has a single exon. Bases 145 to 1203 code for a protein of 352 amino acids. The record is from RefSeq and is a predicted model, not a curated record. NCBI's taxonomy places the organism in Eukaryota, Metazoa, Arthropoda, Insecta, Diptera, Drosophilidae.
UGGCCCUGGCAUUGCUGGCUCGGCUCGGCAGGAAAUGCUUUCAAUCCAAAGUAGAAACUCAAUCCAAACUGUCCCAAAUUCGAAGCUUAACUUUACCAACCCCAGUCAUUUUUCAUCUUCAUAGAUUUCAUAGCAACAGGAGUAAUGGAGAGCUCCCAAGAAUCAAAGCCGAGCCGGAGGGUGACACCCUCGCGCCUCCUCGACCCCGAGCAGUACAGCAUUGAUGACGUGUACGCUCAGUUCGAGACCUACAGGAGGCAGCGGCAGGAGGAGCAGCAGGAGCAGAGUCUCAGGCUGAAGAAGAAGUUCACCUUGUCGGCGGAUCUCCGAGAGCUGACCUCCAAUAUGGAGAACCUACGGCUGGGCAUGCAGUGGCUCCACGACCAGCAGCAGCUCCAGCAGCAGAAAAGGGACCUCCUGACGCAAAUGGAUGUCAAUGCCAUUGACGUGGCUCCCGCAGAGGAAAGUCUACAAAGUGCUUCCAGCCAGGACCGGGGGGACGCCGCCGAGCCGACGGAUCUGGUGAUUAGCUGCGGGACCAGCAAGUGCCUGUUCGACGGCUGCGGCCGGAAGAUAGACAGCCAGGUGUUGCUGCUGCACUACCUCUGCGACCACAAGCACCAGAUGUCCUCCUCCUCGCUGAGCUGCCUGACACUGGUGGAGGGGGAACGGGUGGUGUUCUCCUUCCAGCCGCAGUUCUGCACGUUUCGGGUCAACCAGAUCUUGGGACUGCUAGCUUACGGCGGCCCUCUGGAGGAGCAGUUUGCCCCGAGGGGCCGCAAGCGACACGUCUACAACAGCUUCCUCCCAGACAAGCACUCGCACCUGAAGGCGCACGUUCCCGUGGUGGUUCUCAUUUGCCGGACAGCCGUCCACGCAGCCCUAAUGGACAAGAAGCUGGCCAGGAAGGCGCAGCUGCAGGAGCGGGACAACAAGCGGGACCAGAUCUACGUGAUUUGGGUGGUCACGCCCUGCGAUCGGAUUCAGCUGAACGCCACGCUCUUCCUGUGCGGCCGGGACGCGGCAGUCCGGGCCUGCACCGUGGUGGGAGUGCGCAAGGUGAACCACAGCCAGGACACGGCCCGGUUCAUGGCGGUGGACGCCAAUUACUGGAGGCUCACGUUCGGCGAAAUGGAAAAGCUUUCCAACGGCUUCAGGGACGAGCUUAACCUAGAGGUCGGCCUGACCGAGCCAAAUGCCUAGCUUUAAUGGAACGCUUCUACGUACAUUUGCGUUGUCCUGCAGCACCUUGCACUUGGCCUGCUCCGCAGGGUCGGCCAGCUCCUCGAUGCGCCUCUCCAGCAGCUGAAACGUAGAAGCACAAGCGACUUGUACAAAUAAAUGUGACGGUGUUGCAUAACAGAA